AUGUUCAGGAAAGCCAAACCGGCUAUACAGAUAGAGCAUCGCUCCGCAGAAGAGAAGGCUCUGGUCAGAAGACUAGACAUGUUUCUCCUGACUUUUGGCUGUAUCAGUCAAGUCAUCAAAUAUCUAGAUCAACAGAACAUCAAUAAUGCUUAUGUCUCCGGCAUGAAAGAGGAUCUAAACCUUUACGGCAAUGAACUCAACUACUUCACCACAUAUUUCAACAUCGCCUAUUGUCUCAUGCUCAUUCCAUCACAAGCGAUCAUGACUUAUGUCCGACCCAGCUACUGGCUCACUGGUCUUGAGAUCACUUGGGGUGUCAUCACGGGUUUGAUGGCUUUGGCGAAGAACGCGAAGCAUGUAUAUGUUCUGCGAGUGUUUUUGGGGUUGUGUGAGAGUAGUGCAUGGCCUGGAAUGAUGACUCUGCUCAUGCAUUGGUAUACGCCCAUGGAGCUGGCCAAGAGAAUGGGCUUUUAUCAGUCUUGUCAAACAUUAGGAUAUAUGAUGUCCGGUGCUCUGCAAGCUGCCAUUAUUGCAACGCUUGAGGGCAAGGGGCUUUCAGGUUGGCGAUGGUUGUUCGUUAUCAACGCAAUCAUGACCGUGGUCUGGGGUGUCUUGGGCUUUUUCAUGCUGCCCGACGUACCAAACAAUCCCAAUCCUAGAGCAUUCUGGUUCAAGAAGGUUGAUGCUGAGCUUGCCAUGGAACGACUCGCCAGACACGGUCGAGCAGAACCGAAGAAGUUGUCAUGGGCAGGUACAAAACGUGCUUUCUCCGGUUGGACCCUCUACUUCAUCGCUGCGCUGUACAUCGCAACUGUGCAUGCUCAAGGAGGUUAUCAAUACUUCAAUCUCUUCCUCAAGUCUCUCACAAACCCCGACGGCUCAAAGCGAUGGACCACCGAAGAAAUCAAUGUCAUCCCCAUCGCAGGCGGUGGUAUAGCCGUCGCGUUCGUCUGGAUCUGGGCCAUCCUCUCCGAUACCCUCCGCACCCGCUGGACUUUAAUCAUCACUCAAUCGCUCAUCGGUCUCAUCCCAGCUAUAACAAUGACCCUCUGGACUUCCAACCCCUCCAGCGUUCCCGUCUCCGCCGCCUAUGCUGCAUACUUCAUCUCCUACCUCUCCCUGGGCACCGCACCCUUGAUUUUCUCCUGGCUGUCUGAAUUAAUCCCUCAAGACCCUGAAGCCAGAUCUCUGAUCGUGGGAACCAGUGUAGCGGGCUAUUAUGCCGUUUCCGCAUGGUCGGGAAUAUUGAUCUGGCCGGCCAGCGAGGCGCCUUAUUAUAGAUGUGGAUGGCAGACUGCGUUGAGUUUGUGGCUGGUGGUUAUUGCCAUGACUUGCGUGUUGAGGUUUGUGGAUGUGAGGUAUUUGAUGCCGAAGAGGAAGCUGUUUGUUGCGGAGGUUUUGCAUGGAGAUGCUGUGCAGGAGAGCGAAAUUGCUCCUGAGCAUGAUGACGAUAGGGAUGUGGACAGUUUGAAGGGCAAAGAUGUUGGUGUUGCGGUUAGUAGAGUCUGAGUCC
Molecule: messenger RNA, 1513 nt
Organism: Aureobasidium pullulans EXF-150
Lineage: Eukaryota; Fungi; Ascomycota; Dothideomycetes; Dothideales; Saccotheciaceae
Product: major facilitator superfamily transporter
Exons: 4
Coding region: 1-1509 (502 amino acids)
Biological process (GO): transmembrane transport
Cellular component (GO): membrane
Molecular function (GO): transmembrane transporter activity
Source: RefSeq, a predicted model, not a curated record